Molecule: messenger RNA, 5723 nt
Organism: Monopterus albus (swamp eel)
Lineage: Eukaryota; Metazoa; Chordata; Actinopteri; Synbranchiformes; Synbranchidae
Gene: mmp15b
Product: matrix metallopeptidase 15b
Exons: 10
Coding region: 924-2903 (659 amino acids)
Biological process (GO): collagen catabolic process; proteolysis; extracellular matrix organization
Cellular component (GO): extracellular matrix
Molecular function (GO): metalloendopeptidase activity; zinc ion binding
Source: RefSeq, a predicted model, not a curated record
CUUUGAAAGUCGAGACAGGAACACGCUGUCUCUGUGCUGCUGCACUUGACCCUGGUUUCUCCACGUUAGGCACCGAAACAGCACGACCAGCGGACCACUGUCCGUCCUGCUCCGACAGAGACAGAGAGAGAGAGGGAGAGAGAGAGAGAGAGAGCACGCGCGAAUCAUGGUCUCAGGACCGGACUGAAACCAACUAGUCAAGUACCAGCUUCCCAUGAGAUUUCCCCUUGACAUGGGGAAAAACUGAAAAUGAAGGGCGAAUAAACGUCAGAUAGCCUACGUUAGUCAUUACAAGAGGUCGCGAUAUAAAUAACCGUGCUCAGCUACGGCACUGAAGCUGCUGCUGAAGGAGUCGAUGCGGAACUUUGGACUUACAUCAUUUAGUUGUUGUUUUUUAUUUUGCAACUUCUCAGGUUAUAUUCAGCUGCGUUUCAUUCAUCACGUGAGGGGGUCCUCAACCCACUGGAUUUUAACAUGUUAGCAGCUAAUGAUUUACUAAAGCAUGCUUGCUCUAGAGCCACUUUGCUGAUAGUAAGCGUCGCUGGAGACGUGGAUCUUUGGUGAAGUGCACGUUCAAGAUUAUUAUUAACGUGCUCUCUUGUGGCUUACUCUCGCUACAGUGCUGUAAGGAAAGGAGAGUGCCUGUCAUCGGUGUAAAAAACAAAACUUAAAGGAGAGCGCUGCAUGGACUUACAUAUGAGUGAAAACCACUCACCGACAUUUAUGGAGGGUCGCUUUGUAAUGCUGCUCUGAGUGUUACUCUAGGACGCAGCUCUUGGCCACAAUAAAAGUGCAUUGUUUAACACUGCACUGGGGACUAGUUUACCAGCCUGUUUGCCUGGGCUUGUGCCAUAGACUAGCAAUACUGCAAGUAAAAACACCUUCGGGCCUGAGCGACGACUACUUCCUCUCGUGCCCGGACCAUGGCCUCCCCCUCGCGGGAAAGCUGCUUCUGGUUGCUCUGGAGACUGACCCUCCUCGCGCUCUGGCUGUGUGCGCUCGUGGCGCGUGCAACGCAGGAAGGUGGCACCUUUAGCGCAGAGUCAUGGCUGAGGAUGUAUGGUUACCUACCCCAGGCCAGCAGACAGAUGUCAACCAUGCGAUCAGCUCAGAUCCUGUCCAAUGCCAUCAGCGACAUGCAACGGUUCUACGGCCUAGAGGUCACGGGACAGAUGGACCCUCAAACCAUUAGUGCUAUGAAAAGACCACGCUGUGGUGUGCCUGACAAGUUUGGAGGACAGAUCAAAACCAAUGUGCGGCGGAAACGUUAUGCCCUCACCGGACAUAAAUGGAACAAGAACCAUCUCACUUACAGUGUCCAAAACUACACUCCCAAGAUCGGAGAGUAUAACUCGUACGAGGCUGUUCGGCGGGCCUUUAAAGUCUGGGAGAGUGUCAUCCCAUUGACCUUUGAUGAAAUCCCAUACCAGGAGAUCAAAUAUGGACGUCGCAAAGAGCCCGACAUCAUGAUCUUCUUUGCUUCAGGUUUUCACGGAGACAGUUCUCCUUUUGAUGGGGAGGGGGGUUUCUUGGCUCACGCCUACUUCCCUGGACCUGGAAUGGGUGGGGACACACACUUUGACUCUGAUGAACCAUGGACCAUAGGAAACCAGAACAUACAAGGUAAUGACCUCUUCCUGGUAGCAGUACAUGAGCUGGGUCACGCCCUGGGUUUAGAGCAUUCCAACAACCCACUGGCUAUCAUGGCUCCCUUUUACCAGUGGAUGGAGACUGAGAACUUCCAGCUGCCUGAGGAUGAUUGGCGGGGCAUACAGCAGAUCUAUGGUCAACCAGACAGUGGUCCUACCCAGGCCCUGCCCACUGUGAUACCCCGCCGCCCAGAGCCUAGGCCACCUCAAACACCUCCUCGGCAUCCCAACCGCCCAAGGACCACAGAUAGACCAGAUCACUACGGACCCAAUAUCUGUGAAGGAAACUUUGACACAGUUACUAUGCUCCGAGGAGAAAUGUUUGUUUUCAAGGGUCGUUGGUUCUGGCGGGUGCGCAGGAACAGGGUUCUGGAUAACUACCCGAUGCCCAUCAGUCACUUCUGGAGGGGUCUGCCUGGAGACAUAGAUGCUGCCUAUGAAAGACAUGACGGCAGGUUCGUCUUCUUUAAAGGAAACAGAUUCUGGCUUUUUAGGGAAGCUAACCUGGAACCGGACUAUCCACAAGAGCUGGUCGAUUAUGGUCGCGAUAUACCCUAUGACAGGAUAGACACAGCCAUCUGGUGGGAGCCAUCUGGCUACACUUACUUCUUUCAAGGAGACCGGUACUGGCGUUUCAAUGAGCAGUCCCGCUCAGCUGACAGAGGCUACCCGAAACCAAUAAGUGUCUGGGGAUCGUCGGUGCCCUCUACUCCCAAGGGGGCCUUCCUCAGUGAUGAUGGAGCUUACACCUUCUUCUAUAAGGGUUCCAAAUACUGGAAGUUUGACAACCACCGCAUGAAGAGUGAGCCAGGCUACCCCAAGUCCAUCCUGAGAGACUUCAUGGGCUGCAGUGUAGACCUGGAUCCCGACAGGGACACAGACACAGACUCGGGACGCAAAUACCCAGACGUGAACCGUCCACCAUUCAACCCAGAUGCGGGGAAUGAUGGCGACAAGGACAAAGACCAGGAUGGAACAGAUCAUGGUGGAACAGACAAAGACACGGGUAAAGGCUCUGACGACAAAGAUGAAGACUACCGUGAGGGUCGUGAGGAAGACACCAACGAGGUGGAUGUGGUGCUGAAGGUGGACGACAGUGAGGAGCGGACCAUGAAUAUCCUGAUGGUAACCAUCCCACUCGUCCUGGUGCUGUGCAUCUUGGGACUGAUUUACGCCAUCAUCAACACGCUGCAGAGCAAAGGGGCGCCGCGACUGCUGGUGCAUUGCAAGCGCUCACUGCAGGACUGGGUCUGACCCUUGACAUUAGGAGACACUGAACUUGGAACUUAAAUUGGACCUUCAACACCCCCUCCUCUAAUCCAGCCCUCUUCCCAGUGAUCCAUCUGUCUCAAGUCUCUGUGCUCUGUGGCUCCUGCAACUCUUAGUAUAGGUGGUAGUAAAUCCAUGCAAAUACUGUACUGAUACACACACACAAACUAAAUCAUGUCUUACAUAAACACACACACAGGCACACCACCCUAACCUUGUCUUGUCUCCCAUGGUGCUCUACAAUGAGUUGACUGUAGUCUAUUUAUAUGAGAGAAGUUUGCACAUUGUUUUUUUCCCUUGUUUUUGUUUUAGUUUUUUGUUACUUUUUGUUGUUGUUAUUAUUAUUUCUAAACCAGGAAGGCCACUCUAUUCUCUCUCCCCUCUCUGCACCACCCUCCUCCUUCCCCUACAGUAGGGGCUUUUUCCUUUGCUGAUAACUUGACAUCUGUGUAUGCUAUCACAGUUGCUAUAAAAGAAAUAUACAGAUACAAAGAAAAGGAGAGAGUGAUUUGGAGACAGACCACUAUGCUUCAAUCAGGGUUCAGUAGUAUUCCUUCCUCUUCUCAUCAUCUUCUUCAUGUUGUCCACUCUCUUCCCUUUUCUCUGCAGUACAGUAUCUCAUGGGCUGGGGUGUGACUUAGAGAGAAACAGGGUUCAUUUCAUAGUUUACAGUAAGUAGCAUUUUGAGGCUAUCCUCCCUUUGACUCCCUGUAAAGGAGAUGUUGUAACUGUGAAGGUUGGAUCAGAGCUCAGUUUGUUACUCAUACAGUCACUGUUUUAGUUUUACAGGAUAAUUCCAUCUUAUUAUAACUUGGAUCCUUUUUUCAGUUUUGACCAUUGAUUUUAAUGGUAACAGUACCACUGUACUCACCAGAUUAUUUGCUGGAAUCAGAGAAUCUGAUGACAUCGCUAAAACAAAGUCAGUCAUACAGGCUUUAAACAAACCCCUAGGUUAGUUAGACUUAUUUGUAAAAGAAAGCAAAUACAGACAGUAGAAGUAUUACCCCGACUGCCUGUUGUAAACAUCAUUUUCCAGAUACCUGCUGCACUUGUCAUAGUUGUGCACACACACUGCAGCUUGCAUAUAUCAGGGAGAAGUGAUAUUUCUGGUGCACUGGUGUCCAGUUUUACCUCCAAAUAAAGUGAUUUGGAUAAUCUGUCUAACAUGGGGGUGAGUUUAAAUGAUUUGGCAUUUUGAGAAAUACAGUACAUUUAUUCACUUUUUUGUGGACAUUUGAUGAGAAGAUAAAUACCUGUCAUGUCUGUACACCAAGUAUGACACUACAGCCAGCAGGCAAUUAUCUUAUCUGAGCAUGAAAACUGGAAGCAGGGAGACCCAGCUAGCCUGACUCUAUCAGCACUUUCCAAUCAUCCAGCCAUCCAUUAUCUAUACAGCCUAUCCUCAGUAGGGUCAUGGGCGGCUGGAGCCUAUCACACCUGACAUUGGGCAAGAGGCAGGGUGCACCCUGGACAGGUUGCCAGUCUAUCACAGGGCUGACAUGCAGAGAAACAAUCACACACACACACUAGCCUACCAGCACCUCUACAUUUGAAGGACUAGCAUGUUAUACCUUGUUUGUUUAGUUGUGCUAGUAGGCAGAUUUGUGGGCUUUGGACAGAACCUGACCAGUGGUUUCUCCCUGCUUCUAAACUUCUCAUCUAACUUUUGCAAAAAAAAAAAAAAACAAGUUAAGAAGCUUAUUUCUCAAAAUGUUUUUUUUAAACCUGCCUGAGCUUGUGUAGCUAUAGUCAAAGAUAUCAGCCAUUGCAAUGUUAUGAUACCAUAACAGGUAGAAAUGAUGGCUAUAAAGAAAAGGACUAGGAAAAUAAGAUCCAAGCAUUAUCCUGUAAAUUCAGACUUGUUUUCCUUCUUUCGCACGUGACCAAGUCUACUUUGGCUGGAAGGGUUGUAAAGAGGUCCACUUCCCUUAACUUUUACGUAUGUGGCUAACUCUCAGAGAGCGUCUUUUCUGUCCACAAUAAGACUUAAUUUUUUUAUACUGCAGAGGAGACGGACUAAUGGUCACAGCUCACUGUGAAACCACACAGGAGAUGGAACGUUCAUUGUGGCUCUGUGUGUAACAUAAAACAAACAAACAAAGCAAAGCCAUGGCCUUUAGCUUCAGAACAGGAUGCAGCACCACAAAAGCAUCACAGCGGUCACAUGGUGCAGCUAAUUUGCCAUGUGGUUUAUAAUGGGCUUUUACUUCUGGUGUUUGAAAAGAACAAUUUAAGAAACUUCUCUGAUGACCUGUGAGCUUUCUGUUGUAAAGAUAGCUUAGCAUAACUCAAGUGCCAGGGUGGGCUCAUGUGAGCACAGACUAAUCCUCCUCAUUAAAAAACAGCAGGUGUGCGCAAAUGCUGUUAACCCCCAUGACCCCUAAACUCAACUUUGAACUCCCAGAAUCAAAACACUCUCAGCUCCAGAAGAACAGAGAUAGAGUGAAGAGGAGUGUGUGUGCAGAAUCAUGCCCAUCUCAACUACUCAUUUUAUCAGUACUGAAGAACCACACCUGUGUUUUUGGACAUUUUAGCUACUUUAUUACAACCAUUUCCAAAUGCAUGCCAUAGAGUUUUAAUUUUUGUUUGUGUCUCUUCCCCCCCCCAUAUGUGGCAGCCAUUAGUUUCCACCAUAUGAAAAACAACCAGCAGACUAUUUAAACACAAAAAUAAUGUAACUUUGACCAAAGUUAAUGCAGACUUAGAUGUUCACUUUGAUGGAUUAAACAAUUCAUGUAGUCUACUUACUGAUUUUCCUGCUGUAUGAAACUGAAUGGAAGCCAGUGGCUGCCAUGAAAAAAUCUU